This is a messenger RNA of Pan troglodytes (chimpanzee), 1232 nucleotides long. It is a transcript of the gene LIME1, whose product is annotated as Lck interacting transmembrane adaptor 1. NCBI's taxonomy places the organism in Eukaryota, Metazoa, Chordata, Mammalia, Primates, Hominidae. Gene Ontology annotation, molecular function: protein kinase binding. Gene Ontology annotation, cellular component: B cell receptor complex. The record is from RefSeq and is a predicted model, not a curated record. The coding region runs from base 135 to 1064 and encodes 309 amino acids. Gene Ontology annotation, biological process: B cell receptor signaling pathway; T cell receptor signaling pathway. The transcript has 5 exons.
ACAGUGCGGGCUAGAGGCGCACACGUUUCAUCUAGGCUUCGGGCGGGGCGCAGCAGGUGGGUGAGGCUGCGGUGGUGGCUGCUGCCCAGGGUGGGAGGCUCAGGGGAGGCGCUUGGUGACAGGAGCAGGAAGUGAUGAGGUGGGGAGCUCAGCCGAGGGCUGCACAAAGACCUUCCUGGCCUGCCCCAGACAGAGCUGAGGACCCCUGGCCGUGGGCUUGGGCCUCGGCUUCACAGGAUGGGGCUGCCAGUGUCCUGGGCCCCUCCUGCCCUCUGGGUUCUAGGGUGCUGCGCCCUGCUCCUCUCGCUGUGGGCGCUGUGCACAGCCUGCCGCAGGCCCGAGGACGCUGUAGCCCCCAGGAAGAGGGCGCGGAGGCAGCGGGCGAGGCUGCAGGGCAGUGCGACGGCGGCGGAAGCGCCCUGCGGCCUGCCAGCAUGGAUCUCCUGCGCCCACACUGGCUGGAGGUGUCCAGGGACAUCACCGGACCGCAGGCAGCCCCCUCUGCCUUCCCACACCAGGAGCUGCCCCGGGCUCUGCCGGCAGCUGCAGCCACCGCAGGGUGCGCUGGCCUCGAGGCCACCUAUUCCAACGUGGGGCUGGCGGCCCUUCCCGGGGUCAGCCUGGCGGCCAGCCCUGUGGUGGCCGAGUAUGCCCGCGUCCAGAAGCGCAAAGGGACCCAUCGCAGUCCCCAAGAGCCACAGCAGGGGAAGACUGAGGUGACCCCGGCCGCUCAGGUGGACGUCCUGUACUCCAGGGUCUGCAAGCCUAAAAGGAGGGACCCAGGACCCACCACAGACCCGCUGGACCCCAAGGGCCAGGGAGCGAUUCUGGCCCUGGCGAGUGACCUGGCCUACCAGACCCUCCCGCUCAGGGCCCUGGAUGUGGACAGCGGCCCCCUGGAAAACGUGUAUGAGAGCAUCCGGGAGCUGGGGGACCCUGCUGGCAGGAGCAGCACGUGCGGGGCUCGGACGCCCCCUGCUUCCAGCUGCCCCAGCCUAGGGAGGGGCUGGAGACCCCUCCCUGCCCUGAACACUCAAGGACCUGUGCUCCUUCCUCCAGAGUGAGGCCCGUCCCCCGCCCCGCCCCGCCUCACAGCUGACAGCGCCAGUCCCAGGUCCCCGGGCUGCCAGCCCGUGAGGUCCGUGAGGUCCUGGCCGCUCUGACAGCCGCGGCCUCCCCGGGCUCCAGAGAAGGCCCGCGUCUAAAUAAAGCGCCAGCGCAGGAUGAAAGCG